This is a messenger RNA of Pochonia chlamydosporia 170, 153 nucleotides long. RefSeq lists its product as hypothetical. The transcript has a single exon. The record is from RefSeq and is a predicted model, not a curated record. Bases 1 to 153 code for a protein of 50 amino acids. NCBI's taxonomy places the organism in Eukaryota, Fungi, Ascomycota, Sordariomycetes, Hypocreales, Clavicipitaceae.
AUGGAUUUCACAGCCAAUGGCUAUAUUCAAAUCUUAUCCGUCAGUAUCCGACGCCGCUUGACUACCCUCGCCAACAGUUGCUCUGGGAACAAAGUCAUCAGCUCAUCUGAGUCAAUGCAACAGCCUCCCAAGCUGGGAAACAAAAGUCACUGA